GGGAGCCCUGUGUCCGCUCAGCACGCGUUGAUCCCAGUGUCCGCAGAGCUCCCAGGUGGUCUCGGGAGAUCCAAGUAGGGAGGAACUGCCCUAUAACCAUCUCUUUUCCCUUUAUCCAAGCAGAGCCUCGGCGUGCCCCCAGGACCGCUAAAGUUCUUCUUGCCAGCCGCACCCAUGCUUCUGGCGCGGAUGAACCCGCAGGUGCAGCCCGAGAACAGCGGGGCGGACGCGGGACCGGAGCAGCCCCUUCGGGAGCGCAAAUCUGCGGAUCUGCUGGUGGUGAAGGAGCGCAACGGCGUCCAGUGCCUGCUGGCGCCCCGCGACGGUGACGCGCAGACCCGGGAGACCUGGGGCAAGAAGAUCGACUUCCUACUGUCCGUAGUCGGCUUCGCGGUGGACCUGGCCAACGUGUGGCGCUUCCCCUACCUCUGCUACAAGAACGGCGGCGGUGCCUUCCUGAUCCCGUAUACACUGUUCCUCAUCAUCGCGGGGAUGCCCCUGUUCUACAUGGAGCUGGCUCUGGGACAGUACAACCGGGAGGGGGCUGCCACCGUAUGGAAAAUCUGCCCAAUCUUCAAAGGCGUUGGCUAUGCUGUCAUCCUGAUCGCCCUGUACGUUGGCUUCUACUACAACGUCAUCAUCGCCUGGUCACUCUACUACCUCUUCUCCUCCUUCACCCUCAACCUACCCUGGACCGACUGUGGCCACACCUGGAACAGCCCCAACUGUACCGACCCCAAGCUCCUCAAUGGCUCCGUGCUUGGCAACCACACCAAGUACUCCAAGUACAAGUUCACGCCGGCAGCGGAGUUUUAUGAGCGUGGUGUCCUGCACCUUCACGAGAGCAGCGGGAUUCAUGACAUCGGCCUGCCCCAGUGGCAGCUCUUGCUGUGUCUGAUGAUCGUCGUCAUCGUCUUGUAUUUUAGCCUCUGGAAAGGGGUGAAGACAUCGGGAAAGGUUGUGUGGAUCACAGCCACGCUGCCUUACUUCGUGCUGUUCGUGCUCCUGGUCCACGGUGUCACCCUGCCCGGCGCCUCCAAUGGCAUCAAUGCCUACCUGCACAUCGACUUCUACCGCCUGAAAGAGGCCACGGUAUGGAUUGAUGCUGCAACUCAGAUAUUUUUUUCCUUGGGGGCUGGAUUUGGAGUGUUGAUUGCAUUUGCCAGUUACAACAAAUUUGACAACAACUGUUACAGGGACGCCCUGCUGACCAGCAGCAUCAAUUGCAUCACCAGCUUCGUCUCUGGGUUUGCCAUCUUCUCCAUCCUUGGUUACAUGGCCCAUGAACACAAGGUCAACAUUGAGGAUGUGGCCACAGAAGGAGCUGGCCUAGUGUUCAUCCUGUAUCCAGAAGCCAUUUCUACCCUGUCUGGAUCUACAUUCUGGGCUAUCGUGUUUUUCGUCAUGCUCCUGGCGCUGGGCCUUGACAGCUCAAUGGGAGGCAUGGAGGCUAUCAUCACGGGCCUGGCAGACGACUUCCCGGUCCUGAAGCGACACCGGAAACUCUUCACAUUUGGCGUCACCUUCGGCACCUUCCUUCUCGCCCUGUUCUGCAUAACCAAGGGUGGAAUUUAUGUGCUGACGCUCCUGGACACCUUUGCUGCAGGCACCUCCAUCCUUUUUGCUGUCCUCAUGGAAGCCAUCGGAGUUUCCUGGUUUUAUGGAGUGGACAGGUUCAGCAAUGACAUCCAGCAGAUGAUGGGGUUCAGGCCGGGCCUGUACUGGAGACUGUGCUGGAAGUUCGUCAGCCCUGCCUUCCUCCUGUUCGUGGUCGUGGUCAGCAUCAUCAACUUCAAGCCACUCAGCUAUGACGACUACAUCUUCCCGCCCUGGGCCAACUGGGUGGGGUGGGGCAUCUCCCUGUCUUCCAUGGUCCUGGUGCCCAUCUACAUCAUCUACAAGCUCCUCAGCACACAGGGCUCUCUUUGGGAGAGACUGGCCUAUGGCAUCACACCGGAGAACGAGCACCACCUGGUGGCUCAGAGGGACAUCAGACAGUUCCAGAUGAAGACAAGACAAGAGAGGAAGAGAGCUACCAACUGCCAGAUAUCCUGCUGAACAGAAAUCCCCGAAGCUGCCUUAAUUCUCAAAGGGAGUUGCCGCUCAGAUGGGAGCCAGUUCCUCACAUAUGCUCUGUUUUCCAGCCUCACUAAUGUGAGACUGAGGCAUUCUUACCAAAUAAGUCAUUUCUUAGUAAAGAAGUCCAUUGAACUCACUUCAUUUGUUUAUUUCCUUUGAAAGCUGCAGAAGAGAGAAAAACAGAGAAGGCACGUAGUGUGGUGGAAACAGAACAGCAUGUAGAGUUUUACAGAAUUGGAUGUGCAGACCACUAGCUGGGUGGCCUGAGGACAGUGGCUUCAUCUUUGGGGGUUUCAAGAUUCUUUGUCUUUAAAAUCAGGGGUUGUAUCAGAUCACCAAAGUUCCCAUUCCAUUAAAGACAUCCCUGCAUGUCUCCAUAAUGAUGUUCUCCUGUUACAUUUGCAAUGAAGGAAACACAUCACCUAACUUUAAGAAUUUUCCAGAAUGAACUGAUGACCAAUGAUCUCUCUAUCAGAGAAAUGUCAGAUGUCUAGCCUUCAGAACUUUGAUUUUUCUGGACAUUCAAUAGUUCCUCUUUCUCAGAUAUUUUUAGCUGAUUCCAGAAACACUUGGUAUUUGUUUUUAAUCCAACCUUUUUGUUUUGAGGCAUUGGAGGGUAACACGUUGUCAUGCCCUGUGAGUCCCGGGAUCCACAGCUCUGCUGUGGUUGCAGAAGCCACUGAAACAUUGGUGAAUGCGAAGUCACUUUUGGGGUACCUGCCCUCAUCCCUUUGUCUCUCUGCUUCUGUGUAAAUAAAGACUGUUUCAAUUCUGUCCUCUCUGUGUCAUGGACUGUUCCAAUGUCAUGCAGAUUUCUGUGUCUGAUUUGGAUUUAUUUUGAAAGCUGUUAUCUUUGUGGAAAUAUAAGUGUACAGAAUAAUAAAGAGUUUUUCCUGGGC
Sapajus apella (tufted capuchin) is the source of this 2978-nucleotide messenger RNA. RefSeq names its product solute carrier family 6 member 2 (gene SLC6A2). Gene Ontology annotation, biological process: dopamine uptake involved in synaptic transmission; sodium ion transmembrane transport. The coding region runs from base 175 to 2058 and encodes 627 amino acids. The record is from RefSeq and is a predicted model, not a curated record. Gene Ontology annotation, molecular function: norepinephrine:sodium symporter activity; neurotransmitter:sodium symporter activity; dopamine:sodium symporter activity. Lineage: Eukaryota; Metazoa; Chordata; Mammalia; Primates; Cebidae. The transcript is spliced from 14 exons. Gene Ontology annotation, cellular component: presynaptic membrane; neuronal cell body membrane; neuron projection.